GGUUACGAGAGGAUAGAAGAGGAAAGAGAAAUUCCCUCCAAAAACCCCAACUGUGAGAGAGAGAGAGAGAGCCCUCAAAACCCCAACACAAUGGCCACUGACCCGAUCCCACCGUACACCGUCCAUCACACCCUCACUGGCCACAAGCGCGCAAUCUCAGCCGUGAAAUUCUCCCCCAACGGCUCCCUCCUGGCAUCCUCCUCGGCGGACAAGACCCUCCGCAUCUACUCCUCCACCUCCUCUUCCUCCUCCUCCGACGCCCCUUCCCUCCUCGCCGACCUCCACGGCCACACCGAAGGCGUCUCGGACUUCGCCUUCUCCUCCGACUCCCGCUACGUCUGCUCCGCCUCCGAUGACAAGACCCUCCGCAUCUGGGACGUUCAAGCCGGUGGGGCCCACGUCAAGACCCUCCAGGGCCACACCAACUACGUCUUCUGUGUCAAUUUCAACCCCCAGUCUAACAUGAUUGUCUCCGGCUCCUUCGACGAGACCGUCCGCAUCUGGGACGUCAAGUCCGGCAAGUGCCUCAAGGUCCUUCCAGCUCACUCCGACCCCGUCACUGCUGUCGACUUCAACCGUGACGGCUCCCUCAUUGUCUCCAGCUCCUACGAUGGGCUCUGCCGGAUCUGGGACGCAUCCACUGGGCACUGCAUGAAGACGCUGAUCGACGAUGAGAACCCGCCUGUCUCAUUCGUGAAGUUCUCGCCGAAUGGGAAGUUCAUUCUUGCUGGGACAUUGGAUAAUACGUUGAGGCUAUGGAACUUCUCAACCGGGAAGUUUUUGAAGACAUACACUGGCCACGUUAAUUCGAAAUACUGCAUUUCAUCUACAUUUUCAAUAACAAAUGGGAAAUAUAUUGCGAGUGGUUCGGAGGAUAACUGUGUCUACUUGUGGGACCUUCAGAGCAGAAAAAUAGUGCAGAAGUUGGAAGGUCACACUGAUACCGUCAUCUCUGUUUCAUGUCAUCCUACCGAGAACAAGAUUGCAUCAGGUGCGCUGGGCAAUGACAAGACGGUGAAGAUCUGGGUUCAGGACACAGACUGAUUUGUUUUGCCGGGAACGCUUCUCGCCUUUGCAAUGUGGUCAGUCUGCUUGGUACUUCUCUUCUAUCUUUCAAGCUUUUUGCACUCCGGAAAUUUCUUACAUGAAGAAGCAUGUCUUGGACAGAUUGUAGGAACGUUCAAGUAGAAAUGCUUCUGAUUUUUGUAACUCUCUCACUCACUGUUCUGAAGAGGUGUAGGUGUGGGAUGGUAUGCAGCAAGUGGGCCGUACGACUUCUGCUACUUUUUUAAAGUUUUAACAUAUUGAGAUGUUGCCUCAUCUGUACUGUUCGACAAUUAUUAUACUACAUGAUAGGUCUACGGUCCUGCCAAUGGGCCAUUCAACCAGAACCGGCCGUUGGGUUUAAUCCAAAAGCCAUUUGUGUGGA
Molecule: messenger RNA, 1429 nt
Organism: Magnolia sinica
Lineage: Eukaryota; Viridiplantae; Streptophyta; Magnoliopsida; Magnoliales; Magnoliaceae
Product: COMPASS-like H3K4 histone methylase component WDR5A
Exons: 2
Coding region: 91-1044 (317 amino acids)
Cellular component (GO): Set1C/COMPASS complex
Molecular function (GO): histone binding
Source: RefSeq, a predicted model, not a curated record